Molecule: messenger RNA, 702 nt
Organism: Dovyalis caffra
Lineage: Eukaryota; Viridiplantae; Streptophyta; Magnoliopsida; Malpighiales; Salicaceae
Source: the annotation of a GenBank genome assembly
AUGGCUUGUAUUCAACACAGCAGAAAUGCUUUACGGCGAAUUGUUACUAAAGAAACUAACUUUAGGAGCUCUGAUGGUACCAUACAUCCAUUGUUUUAUGCUUGUCAAGGAGUUAGAUAUAGGAAGUUAGAAGUUAUUCUUACGACAAACAUAGAGAAGCUUGGGAAAGCUGGAGAGACAGUUAAGGUGGCGCCUGGGCAUUUUCGUAACCAUCUGAUGCCCAAAUUACUCGCUGUCCCUAAUAUCGACAAGUUUGCGUAUCUCAUCAGGGAGCAGCGCAAGAUUUAUCAACAUGAGGAAGAAGAAGAGGUGAAAGUAGUCGAAGAGACUAAGGGAGAUAAGAUGAAAGAAUAUGAAACAGCUGCAGUACGCUUAGGAAAAUCUCGGCUGGUUUUUAGGGUAGGGAUCAAUGCUGCAAAAUUUCGUGCCCGUGCAUCAAAAGAUGACCCAAUAGAAAUUCUUUCACCAGUGACAAAGGAUGAUGUUUUAAAAGAGGUGGUAAGGCAACUCAAUGUGCAAAUUGAACCUGACAACCUACAUCUUCCAUCACCUUUGACCACUUUGGGAGAGUUUGAGUUGCCACUACGCUUCCCAAAGUCUAUUCCGUUGCCAGAGGGAAAGAUUAACUGGACUCUUAAAGUCAAGAUUCGGGCCGAAGGCAACCUUAAAAUCCCAGACAUAACACCAAAACGGCAAAACUAG